CAUAUACUCUCUGGCGGGCGUGCUGCUGGUCAUAGUAGUACAGCGCGUAGCUCUAGCUUGAAUCCACGUAAAAUGCGUCGCAGGUUGUUCAUAGAAUCAAGAGGCAAAGGCUAGAAUCGAUUUUUGAGCUGCACAGCUAGUAAAAAGCUUUCGUGAAUUGACGCGUAAGAUACAGCUAUUUGUAUACAAUUUGGGACUGCACGUUAUGAUGCUUGGCCACUGAAUCUUGUAACGCCCCUUUUCUUAAUGUUGUUGAACACACCCCACUUCAACGCUUAACUCAAAUUAAUAAAAGGGAUUUUUGGAAAAUGUGAUUAUUAUGAUAUACAUAUAUGUUCAUAUAGAAAUAGAUAUAUAUGUAUAUAUAAAGAUUAAUAUGAAAGUAUACAAUACUUAAGGUUCUUUUUAUAUUAUAAGAAGAAAUAGAUGAUAAGUAUAAUCAGAAUUUUACUAUUUUUUUAUUUUUAAGAAAAUUAUCAAGUCGGUAAGAUGGUAUUAUAAUUUGAUUGUAAACAUUGCUGUGAACAUUCGUAUAAAUAACAGAAAAAUCAUUGGAAAAUAAAGAAAAAGCAACAAUAGCUUACAGUAUUGAUUGUUUAUUGCUUAUAAUUUAAAAUGUUCGUGGUUAAACUUUGAAUUUCUCAAAAACUUCUUUAACUCUUUUGGAAUAUGUUGAUUCGUUGGAAGAGCAAGGAUAAAGCUUCAAGUAAAAAUUCUACAGGAGAUGGGUCUGGAAGUAAAAAAAAACGUAAAUUUGUGAAAGAAGAAGAAGAGUGGAAUGCAGAUAGCAAGGCUCGAUAUUCUUCUGAAAUUAGUGUGGUCCAGAUUAGAUGAUGCUAAGAGUAAUUAUGAUAAGUAAUAUUUAAGCGAUAUUUAUUCAUUUAUUUAAUUGAAAUAAAUGAGAUAGCAGCCCUCAGGAAAUACAAAAUAUGAUACAAGCAGAAUACGUUAAACUAAAUUAGUUAAACUAGACACCAAGGAAGUGGUUAAGACCUGGUAGUAAAAGAUCUUAGAGAGUUUUUAGAAGUAACAAGGUUUUUAAUGCAGAAAAUAUUUGAAGUUGGCACAGGAAAGUCAGAGGGUAAAGAAGUUAAUGAUAACUCUGGAAGACGUAUCAGUGGCAUCGGCAUUGGAAUUAAUAGCGGAAUUAGCUUGGCACUCCAAAGUCGGAACGCCACUGUUAUCAGUGGGCGUUCUCGAGAGGAACUCCGCAGACACACCCUGAGCGGCGAUCAUCAAUCAUUACACCAUCAACAGUGCGGAACUAUGCCGGCUAGCAAUACUAUUGGGGUCACCUCAACCGCAGCUCAAAGUAUUCACCCACUUCAUCCACGACAUCUGCCUCCGCCUCAUUCUCAAUACGGAGCUUCCUCACGGCAAACCGCAAUGGACCUUGAGAUGGGGACAAAAUCUCGACAGAAAAAGUUACCCAUCCCUCGAGGCUACCCACCCCCGUCAUCAGCUAUGCUUUUCGAUGACGAUCCAGGGAUCAUGUCUGAAGUAGAAACUUCAAGCACUGGAUUCCGUCGUGGUGGAAAACAACGAAGUAGUUUACCAGUUGUACGAACACCUAGUAAGACACUUGAACGCCCCUUAGGACUUGUAUUUUUGCAGUACAGAAAUGAAACUAAAAGAGCUUUAUUACCCAAUGAGAUAACAAGUAUUGAUACUGUUAAAGCACUUUUUGUAAGAAGUUUCCCAAAACAACUUACUAUGGAAUAUUUAGAUAGUCCACAUGUAAAAAUCUACAUCCAUGAUAGUAACAAAGACAUGUUUUAUGAACUUGAAGAUCUAAGGUCACAUUUGCGAGACAUUAGAGAUCGUACAGUUUUACGAUUGUUUGAAAGCGACGGUAUAGUAGGAAUGCCAGGGACUUUAGGUGUGCCAGGUGGUAAUAUGCUUCCGUCACAUUGGGAGGAUCAAAGUUAUUUUAGCGAACCAGAAUUUGAUAGUGAAUUCCAACAUCAACAUAUACACAAAAGCAAGAAUACUAAAAAUUCAAACUCUGGUAGUGGUUAUUACUUAAGUGGUAGCAGCACAUUGCCACGAAGUGGAGCCUUGAUACAUUCUUAUAGUCCAGCGGCAAUUGUACUUCCCGGAUCAUCAUCAGUAGUUGCUUCUGGCCAAUCAAAGUCGGUGGGAAAUUCAGAUCGAUCACAUGGAGAAACUGGUUAUACGAGUAGUCCCGAGCGAGGAGGUGGUGUUGGCAUAAGCACGGCAUCGGUUGGUAGCACAGGCAGCAGUACUGGUCCAGGCUCAACCACUUCAAGCAGGUAUCCUCCAGGAAGUUUUAGCGCAGGUAGUAGCUACGAAGAUCCCUACUAUUCGCAGUAUUCUGGUACUGUAACGCCAGUCAUCGAUGAAGAAGCUAGCAGUGAUAUGGAUCUAUUGGAAGAGUCAUACAGUCUUUACGGUGUUAAACUAUCUGGACGACAAUCAACUGGUCAUCCACACUCUCCGUUUGCAGCCACUGGUUCUACACUCCUUUCUACUGGGCAGCCCUACGAUACUACUCGAAUAAGAGUUGAACACAUGGAAAGACAGCUUGCUAAUUUGACGGGACUUGUGCAGAAAGCUUUAACUCACGCUCCCCAUCCACCUACAUCGGCUAGGGACUAUUUGCAGGUUCCGAUUGGUCGAGAUACAUUUGCAAAAAGUACAGAUGACACCUAUUUAAGGACUGAUGCAAAGCCGCCAAAACUUGGUAAAGAUAAGUCAGUCUCCUUUGAGAAGUCCGUAUCUUUUAGUGACGAACCGCCAGAUAUGAACUCCCCAAAACAACAUUCUCCACAACACACAGCGGAUUCCAAACCUACCAAACCAGCUAUCAAAUCGUCAACAUUGCCGAGAAUGUCUUCACAAGAAAAAGAAAGAAACAAACCUACCCCACCACCGAAACCUGUUGCCCUGGCUACAGGCCAAUUUGUCUACAGGGAUUUAUCACUAACCCCGGAAAUGUACAAUCAGUUAAGAGGCAUGCAAAAGAAAGCAAAAGACCUGCGUCAAGAGAUAAAAAAUCUUAGGCGGAUGUCUCAAGCACAAGCCCAUACGGUGCGUGAAACUAUACGGGAUGCAUUUGUUUCCAUUAGAACAAUUCUAUUAUCAAGCAGAGAACAAGAUUGGUCUAGUAGCGACGCAGAAAAGCUAAGACUAAGUAGAGAUGAAGAUCUGUAUAAACAAGAAAUGUUAUGGCUUGAAAAAGAUUUAACUGGAUUAGAAAGUACUGUCGAAGAGCUUCGUGGCAAUGUAAUUAACCGAAAAACACGGGUUAACAUGUCUGAUGUCGAAAAUAUGGCAUUGAUUCUCAGUAAAGCAAGUAAAACUGUCGCUGAUUUAAAAGUUCGUUUUCCGAAUCUGCAAGAGGGUAUGAAGGGUCUGCUAAGCUCAGAGAUGGAAAAAGUCAUGAGAGAAGAAAAAUUCUUGAAAGAGGAACCAGAUCGGCUAGAGUCGGCUCUGAAACGCUGCAAAAAAUUGACUGGUACACUCGUCACACUUAAACGUUUGGCUUCAGUACAGGAGCAACGUCUGCCAAACUCUGGUAGCGUCGAUACUGAAGAGAUUUCACCUAUUACACCAGCUACUGGGCAACAAUCGAAGCAGACAACUACCCCAGUGCCAGCGGACCGCUUUGCUUUGGACUCAACGCUCAUCUCUGGGGGAAGCCACGAGUCUACCGAAUCAUCACACUGCACCAGCAGCCAUUCCCAACGUCCGGAGAACGCACUCGACGCUUUGCUAGACGAAUUACAGACUUUCAGCCGGCCAACAUCUUCACUCUCCCAGGUAUCGUGCACUUCGAUGCAGCAACAAAUCAUAACAUUACAUUUAGCAGAAAUUGGUCGCCCCGAAAGUGAUACCUUCACUAAAUUUGGAGGAUCUACUGGCCGAACGCCCACUAUUGCGGAAAUCGGAAGAAAAGGCAGUAUAGAUUCAUCCUGCCUACUGCAACCCAAUGUAAAUCAAUCAGGUACACUGCUUCGUCUUCACUCAUAUCCCUCAAGCUCAGACACUGAUACUUAUCCACCAGUUGGUCUCAAAUUUACUACUACUACGGGCCAAGAAGAGGAAACAGAGCAUGAAACCAACAGCCAGUUACUGACGAAACCUCCCGUCCCUGAGCGUAAUGCUGAAUUACUGCAAAUGGUAAGUGUACGACGUAUACCUCCACCUCCACCACCACGUACCAGCUCAAGAUCACCUUUGGCCAGCCCAACAAGUCCACAGCUACCACCGCGGAACCCUUGCGUAGUUGGACUUCCAGCUACGACGCUGAGGCGAAUUCAAGCACCACCGCUUAUUAAAGCCUUUUCUGAAAACAAUUACAAGCUACCAGUAGAUUUUCAUUGUCCUGAACCUAACAACAUCAUCUCAGCAAGUAACUCAAGCUCAUUUGAAAGUGUUAAUUCCCAGGAGGGCCUACAAAUAAAAAAAGAGCGCCAAGAACAACUAGAUCAGCGUCACCAGGAACUACUGCGCAAACAGAAGGCACUACAGGAACAAUACACAAGGCUACAGCAACUUCAACGCAAUGCUUCAGGUUGCUCGGCCAGUGUUCCACCAUCUUCACCAGACUUAUUAAAGAAAACAGGCUCAGAAAGUAACCUGCUAGCUAAGAUGGGGUUAGGCUUAAGCACGGCUACGACCUCGGGCUCCCUGACAAGCUUGAGCAAUGCUCAACCUAUUAGUCAGUCGAUACUUUUAUUACCACGAGAUAGCAGCCGCAUCACAGAAAUAGGCAGCGUAAUGACCAACACAGAGGCAGCUGCUCUUCUUAUCACCAACUCAAAUGGCAACGACGGUACAAGUAGUGUCACGACCACUAGCAAGGUCUACGAAACAGAUAUUCUGUGACUAAAAACAUGUCUGGCGCAGUUACUUCCGUUCAAAUAUUGCAAUAAUUUCGUCGUACUUCUGCCAUAUUUUCAUGAACUUAAAUUCUAUUUUACUCGUUUUUAAAUGUGUUACGCCCUUGCUUAUCCAGAACAUAGCUCACAUGCAUGAAAGCUGAAACAGUUUACCGGAUAUUAAACAUGAUAAAGCUCGAUAUCUGAAUUUACAAGAAAUUCUACAACUUUGAUGAAAUUAGGAAAUAUAUAUAUUAGAA
Molecule: messenger RNA, 5104 nt
Organism: Nasonia vitripennis (jewel wasp)
Lineage: Eukaryota; Metazoa; Arthropoda; Insecta; Hymenoptera; Pteromalidae
Product: coiled-coil domain-containing protein AGAP005037
Exons: 22
Coding region: 1042-4851 (1269 amino acids)
Cellular component (GO): cytoplasm
Source: RefSeq, a predicted model, not a curated record